This is a messenger RNA of Danaus chrysippus (African queen), 762 nucleotides long. The record is from the annotation of a GenBank genome assembly. NCBI's taxonomy places the organism in Eukaryota, Metazoa, Arthropoda, Insecta, Lepidoptera, Nymphalidae.
AUGUCUUCCAAAGAAAUUGAAAAUUUGGAUGAAGAAGUCAAGGAGCUCUUACAAAACUAUAAAUACAAGAAAGCUACAAUUUAUGAGCCUUGUACACAUCAAAAUUUCAAAGAAUGUUUGAUUGGUUUAAGUGAGGAACUGAGUUUAUUGAAUAUUACUUAUACCUUUAAUCCACAUACUGAUGUUGAAAACGAUACUUUACGUCCAGAGGCCUUAGUUCUAUUUAUCAAUUCUGUAUGGACGCUUCUACAUUAUCAUAAGAAUACAAUAGAAAAGGUCGACCGAUUAAUGGAGCAUAACCAUAUCCUUGAACACAAUAAUAAACAACUCACUUUCACAGCAGGCAAACUAAAAGAUAAAUUGAAUACAGAAAAAAAUGAAUCCAGAGCAUGUGUUGCAUCUGCACAAAGAGUGUCGGACCAAUCAAAUGAGGUGUACCAAAAACUGUUAGAUGCUAAAAAUAAAUUGAAGCAGAUCACAAAACAAAAAGAAACAAAUGAAAAGAUAUACCAGAAUAAAAUAUCACGACUGAAGAUUGAAAAUGAGAAAUUAUUAAACUCACACAGGAAUAAAUCUGACAGCUACUCUUCUUGCACUGAUGUGUGCGACUCAACUUUAAUGCAGCUGAAGGAUCGGGAAAGAAAACAAAGAGCUUUAAUAGCUAAGCUUCAAGCUAACAACCAGGAAAUGUUGAGAGAAGUAUUGGCUCUAAAGGAAGAACUCAUACUCGAAGGAAUUAACAGUGUGGCUAUCAAAAAGUAA